CUUUAGAAAACAGUGAGCCCAGCACUGAAUGAAACUUAAUUUUCGUCGUUUGUGAGAGCUGUCUGCCGUAUGGAGUGAUAUUCUUGUGUUUCCAGGUGUUUGAUCAGUGAAGGUGAUCAUGGGGAUCAAAACUCAGCGCACUCGGUGCUUUCUUGACAUUGGCAUCAGUAAUGUGCUCGUUGGCAGAGUUGUGGUUGAAUUGUUUUCAGACAUCUGUCCCAAAACUUGUGAAAACUUCAGAUGCCUCUGCACAGGUGAAAAAGGCAUUGGUAAAGGAACUAUGAAACCUCUGCACUACAAAGGAUGUCUGUUCCAUCGAGUUGUAAAAGAUUUCAUGAUUCAAGGAGGAGACUUCAGCGAAGGUAAUGGAAGAGGAGGCGAAUCCAUCUACGGAGGCUUUUUUGAAGAUGAAAGCUUCGCCAUGAAACACAAUAAGGAGUACCUGCUGUCUAUGGCCAAUAGGGGCAAAGAUACAAACGGAUCCCAGUUUUUCAUAACAACAAAACCCUCGCCACAUCUGGAUGGUGUCCAUGUGGUUUUUGGUCAUGUGAUUUCUGGCCAAGAGGUAGUUCAAACCAUGGAGAACCAGAAAACAGAUCCCAACAGUAGACCGUAUGCUGAUGUGAAAGUUUUGAACUGUGGAGAACUCAUCCCCAAAUCUAAAGCAAAGAAAGAUGACAAAAAGAAAGAGCAAGCCUCUUCCAGUUCCAGCAGUAGCUCCAGCGACUCCGAGAGCUCAUCGGCAUCUUCUGAAUCUGAGGAAUCAGAGAAGGAAUCUAAGAAGAAGAAAAAGAAGGCGAAAAAGCUAAAAAAGAAACAGAAGAAGAAGGAAAAGAAAAAGUCAGAGGCUGAAAGUGCUGAAGAGAAAGAACAAGAAGACUUGGUUACAUCUACCGUACGUCCUGAAGAAAUUCCACCCAUCCCGGAGAAUCGAUUCCUCAUGAGGAGGAGUCCCCAGGCCGUCCAGAAGCAAAAGGAGGAAGCUGAAAAGAAUCCAAUGCAUAAAGAGGAAAGGCCAAGAGAGAGUUCUGGCAUAGCAUAUAAUUCUCAGUCAUCAUAUCACAGAAGACUAGUGAUGACGCGAUCCGGGAGAAAGAUUAAAGGCAGGGGUCCAAGGCGCUAUCGGACUCCGUCACGUUCUCGGUCAAGGUCCAGAGAUCGUUUUCGGCGCAGUGAAACCCCUCCACACUGGCGUCAGGAGAUACACCGUCAGAGGAUGAGGGCGGUCACCGGAGAGCGGUGGAUUAAGGGUGACAAAGGUGACAUGAAUGAGGCCAAGGAUGACGCUGCUAAAGCUCCGAGAAGAGAGAGACGGACCUCUGACACAAAGCAGGAACACACGGCUGAGGUUAAGAAAGACAAGAAAACUCGGUCACAUAGAUCCAAAAGCACAGAACAGGACACCGCUGAGAAGGAUGAGAAGCAUAGCAAACACAAGGCUAAGAAAAGAGAUAAAUCUCGAAGCCGUAGCAAAAGCAGAGAAAAGAGUAGGAGGUCAAAAAGCAGAGAGAAAGGUCACAAACACAAAAGUGACGAUAGGAGAGGUCGCUCAAGGAGCAGAGAUCGAAAUGCUGAUAAGAAAGAAAAGGAGUCAGAGUCUGAUCACAAUAAAGACAGAAAUAAAGGUCACGAGGCCAGUAAAAAGCAUAAAGAGGAUACCAAAGGAAGAAAUGGUGAGAGGACUAGGACAAAGUCACGGAGCAAGGAGAAACCAGCUACAAAAGACGGGCACAGAUCAAGUAGCAGGAACAGGGAUAGGAGCGCACCUGCGGCGUCCAAAGACAAAGAAGAAAAACGAGAAAAAGACAGAGAGAGGGGCAGAGAACGUAGCAGGAGUCAGGACAGACGACAUAACAGUGAAAGGGAGAAUAAGAAGCGCGGCUCGUCCAGAGAUAAAGAACGUCGAACAAGAAGUCCAGACAGAAAGAAACCUAGAGACUCCCACAGAGGCAGGCGCUCCAGGAGCAAGAGUAAUAAGAGGGACCACAGCAAAGAUCGGUCCUCUCAUAGGAAGGACAGAGACAGAGAAUCUGCCAACCAAAGGAGAAGACGUAGCAGCAGCUCUGACAGUGAUAGAGACGCAAAAAGAAAGAGUCAAAAGAGUUCAGAUUCCAAAUGGAGAGAAGCAAAAAGCAACUCCAGAUCCAAAGACAGAAGAAGCCCGGCCAAACCAAGACCAGAUAGUACGAAGGGCAAAGAUCGAAAUGACAGCAAGAGGAAAAAAUCGAGCUCUAGCUCAAGUUCCGACAGCGACUGAUGAUAUACUGAAGGAAUAGAUGGGGAGUUUUGAAGUCUGUCCCUGUUUUAUACUGAUGCAGCAUCAGCUUUCCAUCUGGAGUGGGGCGCAUUCACAUCCGUCAUUCAGUGCAGGAAAACUCACUCCAGAGUUCAGCUAAAGUUAUCACGAUACAAAAGUCCGUCAAAGCUGAUUUCAAAAAAAGUUUAAAGGAUAGUUCAGUUUUUGUCAUUUUAUAAGUAAAUAAUUCAUGGCCACCGUAUUACCUACAGUAGAUUGGUGUUUUCCAGAUACUUUAAUUUCUAACUUCAACAUCAUAGACCAAAUCAGUUUUUCUCUAACAACAUAGGAGAGAAAAAAAAACCUCGCUGCCCCAAUUUCUCAAUUUACCACCCAAAAAAAGAUCUACCUUAAAAAUGAUCAGUUUAGGUGUACGCUAUAUUCAGAUUAUCUUUCACUGCUUUAGGUUCAGCUCCAAAAAUACAAAAUCAGAACAUGGCAGCAGAGUUGGUGGACCUCUUCAAAUAAAUACGUGUACACUUAAACUUAUUUUUUUUUAAUGUGGCAUACAUAUGUUUUGCCGCUGUCCUCAUCCACAGCAGUACUUUGUUUAACUUCCACGUCAGUACUACUACCUGCUUCCUCACACUGAUGCCAUGAAGAAGAACCUCAUACAAGCCUUUUUUAACUUUGAGUAGCAGACCGGUACGUGAACUUUGGCUGAACUCUAGACUGAACUUUGGCUCUGAAUUGAAGUUUUGGACUUGUCUCUCAUUAAGUGUGUUAAACUGUUUGAUGGUUUGCUGAAGCAGCACGGCCAGUUUAGAGGAGACUAAAAAAUAAACUCAUAUACUGUGUGUACUGCAUCAGCAGUAAGUACCAGGUGUUCUUUUCAUUGUACAUGACCAGAGGAGGUCCGUGUGUGGUGGAAGGAUGUUUUAAUUUGGAUUCUUUGGUAAAUUAUAUUUUGACUUUAGAAUGGUUGCUAUUUCAAACAGAUGUUUCUGCAACAGAGAGGACAUUUUCUUCUGAAAAGUAUUUCAAUGUUAAGUCUAAGUUUGGAAAAUGAUGUUUACCUGUCAGUUUAUUUUUACUACAGCAAUCAGUCUGGAAGAAAAAAACUAUUUCUUGCAUGCUUAUCCCUGUCAUUGUAUGAAUUAUGUGCAUCGAUGACUUUUUUUUUGUACAUCCACACGACCUUGUACUGUAAUCCUAUUUGUUAACCAGUUUUGAGAUACCUCUGGUUUGUUUGGUUUUUUUUAAUGGGAAAAAAUGUCAUGCUGUAAGUAAAACAUAAAAUCAAUUUAUAAAAAAAUGUGAUUUGUGCAAGUUGGUUUUAAGAACUCAAAUGCUGUGUAGAAUUAAUUAAAAGGCUCCACUUUGAAUUUAAUAAA
Messenger RNA from Plectropomus leopardus (leopard coralgrouper), 3630 nucleotides. RefSeq names its product peptidylprolyl isomerase G (cyclophilin G) (gene ppig). NCBI's taxonomy places the organism in Eukaryota, Metazoa, Chordata, Actinopteri, Perciformes, Serranidae. Gene Ontology annotation, cellular component: mitochondrion; cytoplasm. Gene Ontology annotation, biological process: protein peptidyl-prolyl isomerization; protein folding. The record is from RefSeq and is a predicted model, not a curated record. Gene Ontology annotation, molecular function: peptidyl-prolyl cis-trans isomerase activity; cyclosporin A binding.